ACCCUCUGUAAAAAAGGUGAGGGAACUACAAAAACUGAUCAGACGGUGACAUCUGUAUACAUUCGUAACAAAAUGGAAAAUAAACUAAUUUGCAGGUGAAAUAGUUCUACGGUUUGACACAAAAACAUGAUAGGCGGCUGCAUAUGUAGUUUGACCUCAAAAAAUUGUUCCAAAAGGUUUUUCAACAGUUUUUUGUAGUAUCAGGUGUGCUUAAUAACAUACCAAAAGUCUACCAGUCAGACCACUGGAAAGGUCUAAUUUUCAAGAUGGCGUCUAAGAUGGCUGCCAAAUCCUUAAAAUACCCAUUAUUCCUUCAUUAUUCAACAUAGACAAAUAAUUUUGGAGGCUAAUCCUCACCACCCUCCACACAAGACACACUGAGAGACAUUAAAACAAACAUUUGGACAUACUAAAAAAAAACCAAAAAAGUAGAAUUGACUAACGCAGGGUAGCCAUCUCACGGCGCCCCCACCGACCUCCGGUCUUGGAUGUUUAGGUGGGGUUUGGCGGCUCCCUGCGGAUGCGGCGAGCCUGCUGGAUGUCUUUGGGCAUGAUGGUGACUCGCUUGGUGUGGAUGGUGCAGUAUAGCCAGUGCAGUGAGUAGGACAUAUCUUUCAAAGAGAAUGUGUAAUGAUUUCCAAUGAGUUUUAUGUCUUAAUUCCACUUCUCUUCUAGUUUCUUGAAAUCUCCUCUCAGGGAUUCCCAGGCUGUUAGAUAUUCACCCAACCAGCCAAUCAUUGGGCUUAAUAGAAAUGAAAUGUGGUUGGAAGGGAGCAACGUCCUUUUGCUCUCAGGACCAGCUCCUACUUCCCUGACUGUAAAAUCGUGGAAAUGGGGAUUCUCCAAAGGCAAAUAUCAGGAAAAUCAAACUUUAGCUGCUUUAUGGUUGCACAUAAUCCAGGUCACGUUUGGACGAGUCAUGUUGGGGGCAUCGAACUUAGUCGACCAUCAUUGACCGAUUAGGGUGAAUUGUCACUAACUCUGCACCCACAAUGCAUAAGAAUGGUAAUCAGAAUAGGAAUGCCAAUUAGAAUUGGUUUGAUGAAAUCAUCCGCAUCUAUUUUAUUUAAAAGAUUUCUAUUCUCCCACUUUAAUAAUGCUGUUGAACUUGGGCCUAAAAUUCAUAUGUGGGAAGGAGUGGCUGCUUUAGCCUAAUGGUUGUCCUCUCCAACGCUUCUGUCACAUGGACCUGGAUUUUAUUUUAUUUUUUUAAAUGGCGACAAUUUUAAGGUAGUUGGGAUGUAAUAAGCGCCAAAGAUUUUCUUACCUAAACUCUGCCUGGUACAUGGGAUUAAUAUAGUUUUCGUUUUAGAGAUACAGUGUGGAAACAGGCCAUUCGGCACACCGUGUCCACGAUGACCAGCUAUCUCCGUCCACUUUCACUAUCCUCCACAAGUCAAUUACCCUACAAACCUGUAUAUCUUUGGAGUAUGGGAGGAAAUUGGAGAUCCCAUAGAAAACCCACACAGGUCAUGGGGAGAACGUACAAACUCCCUACAGACACGCUCCCAUAGUCAGGAUCAAACCCGGGUCUCUGGCGUUGUUAUGCAGCAACUCUACUACUGCGCCACUGUGCCACCCACGAUAGGUACUGUAUGACACUAAUGAUGUCCAACAUAUCAAACCUUAUCACGAGGCACACAAUAUUUCAGCUCAUUCAGCACAAUAUUUCCAGCUCCGAAAAUCAGCAACAGUACAAAAGGCAGCAAGCUGAAUCUGUUCAGAGUCUACAGUUUGGAAAUGAUUGAGAGGUGAACAGCCCCACAGAUGUGCAUGCUGUCCUGAUCAAUAAUUAAUUUAAGCUAAAACCUGCAAUUAAUAGUACUUUGUGAAAUAUGCUCUAAAUGUGUUCCCUUGUUGGUUCCAUUGCUUCUGCAUUUUUUGAAGGAGUGAGGUGUGGACACUGAGGAGGGAACUGGACACCAGAGAAUAACAGCUUCUGCAUGGAUUUAAAUGGGACUGAGUGAUCUUAUGGUGUUUGGGUUGGGGUGGAGUUGAGUGGGGAACGGUAAUGAUGGAACAUCAGUGAUUGCCAAAGUUAAUCUUGGCUGAUGAAGCCUCAGUAGAAUCUGCUGUCUGAUGCAUUACGUGAUCAAAAAUCUCAGUCUCUUGCUUCACCAAUAAGAUCGGGUCAAGCUAAUAUUUUUGUGCUACUCAUUCAGAGAUGUUUAACAAUUGGCUCCCUCUACCAUAACUGCACGUUGGAGAUUUGGAAAAAUCACUUGGAAGAUUAUCGUUAAUGUGCAUUUUUCUCUGUGUUUUUGUAGGUGGAGUUGAUCCCAUUGUCAGAGGAUUGUUGAACAGACCUUCAAAACUACAGACACAGACCAAGAUGAUGCACGAUGAACUGCGAGAGAGGCUAUUUGAGACGUUUUCACAAAUAGGGCUGGAUCUGGGUUCUCUGAACAUGCAGCGUUCCCGUGAUCACGGAAUAGCAGGUUACAAUGCAUGGAGGAGAUUCUGUGGACUUUCACAACCCAGGAACGAGUCUGAACUAUCUGAAGUGCUCAACAAUAGCGAUCUUGCAAGAAAGUUCAUUGAUCUCUAUGGGACACCAGACAACAUUGAACUUUGGAUAGGAGGAAUCUCUGAACCAUUCGUGGAAGGAGGGAAGGUUGGACCUUUGUUGGCCUGCUUGUUAGGACACCAAUUCCAGAACCUGAGAAAUGGAGACAGGUUCUGGUGGGAAAAUGAAGGAGUGUUUACGAAGAAACAGCGCAAGGCUCUCACUAAGAUUUCCAUGUCCAGGAUAAUCUGUGAUACCACCGGGAUUGACUUACUUUCUCGGGAUGCAUUUAAAUUCAGUUCCUCUACCAAAGAUUAUGUACGCUGCAAACAAAUACCACAAGUGGACCUGAAACCCUGGAAGGAGCAGGUGAAAGGUACAAGAUCUGAGCGCAUAUCACAGACUCCACAGCCUAAUAUCACCGUUCCUGUACAUUUGACUAUAAAACUAACCAACACUGCUGGUCUGGGAUGGUUAAAAGCUGAGAGCUAGGAUUAAAUCCCAUUAACAAUUUCCUUCUUUAGCAAUUCCGAUAUUAUAUUUAACGACGUUUACUUCCUUCUGCCUCUUUUU
This is a messenger RNA of Leucoraja erinaceus (little skate), 3079 nucleotides long. Its product is annotated as eosinophil peroxidase-like. Bases 2240 to 2998 code for a protein of 252 amino acids. Gene Ontology annotation, molecular function: heme binding; peroxidase activity. Gene Ontology annotation, biological process: response to oxidative stress. The transcript has 3 exons. The record is from RefSeq and is a predicted model, not a curated record. Lineage: Eukaryota; Metazoa; Chordata; Chondrichthyes; Rajiformes; Rajidae.